UAAAUCACCAAUCUCCACCCGGAUGGAAGACGGUGAAAAUCCAAAUGAGGUCCUUCUGAGUCUGCCGUCAACUAGAAUUCAGUCGAGUGAAGUUGAGAAGGAAAUUGAGGGGGGAAAUGGAAAUGUCAGCAACAAACAAUCAGAGGAAGAACUAAAUGAGAUAGCAGAGAACAGUAAACAAGAUGAAAAUUCACAGCAAGAAGACGGCCAUUCUACAGAGAGAAAUGACACAAGUAAAAGUGUUCAUUCGGCAAGGACGAAUGAGUCUGAAUGUAACCUAAAAGAAUCAAAGGAAGAAAAGGGAAGUCUCGACGAAUCCUCAAGAACUAUUUCAGAUGCCGUACAAUGUCAUAAAACAACAUCCACUUGGACUAGAAGCAAACAUAAAGAUGUGAUCAAGACCAGUAGAAACCCUGAGGAACUUCCAAGCCAAAUUAAAUUUGGACGAGUUUCCCGACAGCCCAGGAUUGUGUCAACUAACCGGGCUUUGUUUGAGGGCACAGUCUCUGACGUCACAGGAAUCGGGUUAUUUGAGGCUAGCCCUGUGACGGACCCCUCGCUGUUGGAGAACUCUGAGCGUAUCCUGACCAAAGUCAAAACUCUUGCCAGUAUGUACAGUGCCAAAUCCGGCUCCAUGAAGGUCCCCUUGCAUCAAAAACGGGCCAUUUUUGUUCGGCGCAAAGGCGGCGAUUUGACUGGGCUGUCUUCAGUUUCAAACCAGACUCGGUGUAAUUCUCAGACGAAAUAUACAAUGGAAAUGAAAAAAACCCCAAAAUGUGACAUCCCAAGUCAUGCACCUGCCAAAUUAAGUCACAGUCCUGCAGAUGCCAAGCCCAAGCCAAGGCCCAAUUCGGAUGCACAGACAGACAACAAGAAGGAAUCCCAAAUAUCCUCUCAGACGAAAGCGCAGAACAAUUCCAUCACUCAGAGCAGGAACAAAUUGCACGUCCCUGCUACGGCACAGAUGUUGUCUGGAAGCCAGAAUCACACCAAGACCAACAGCAAAAACCAGAAUCAUGCCAGGAGCCAGGAGGACAAAAGGAGCCUGCGGGAAAUACUUAUGAAAGAAAUAAAUGAUGUCCAGGAGAAGGUGAUGCCCGGUGACCAGCAAAACUCUACCUGUAAACUUCAGACACAUGGAUUCACCCUCUCCAGGCCCAGGGACUUCAUCGCGGCGCUGAACAAAGAACAGGACCACAGUAGACUGGACGAUAAACUUCAGAAAUCCAUCACACCAGAGGCGAUGUCACCCGUUUCACUGAGAACCUCUUCUUCCAGUCUCACUCGGGAUAAGAGUAACACCCUCAGGUCACAGCUGACAGAACACCAUGUUUACACAGAAGACUCGGCGUCUGAUUCACCAGCUGUGCAAGACAAACAUGAGCCACAAUACCAGAUCCCUGCAAAGCAUCGUGGGAGUACAAGUGAACCAAGAAAAGAUAUGCCCAGGAUUCACUCACAGCCUGAAUACUUGGUGUGCACUGGACCCAGGCAUGGAGACUCAAGCCCAGGAGAGAUGAUUAUGUUGUCAUCAGCAAAGAACCUGUUGUCCGCACAACAUCAGACUUUGGUUGUACAAAAAACCCAACAGCCCAUCGAGGAGUGCCCUAAAGAAGCUGUAAACCUGGUGGGAGGAAGACAUCCUGUUCUGGCUGUCUCUGGAGGGUCAAGCAAAGAGGAUCUAUCAACAAUUAAUAAGACCAAGUGUGAAUUAAAUAGUUAUUUACCGCAAACAUGGAAAUAUUUGCCAGAUAUGAAAGGUCCUGGGCCAACAUUCCUGAGAAAACCAAGAGAGGGCCCAAGUCCAGUGUCGUCAGUGCAAGUCCUGGAAUCAAAUGUCCCUGAAACACACUCUCCAUCGGUGGAGUCUCAUGAUCGUCUAGCAAAAUUCAUCAGCCAGAAGACACCGUACUUCCAAGCCAUGCCUAACACCUGGAAAGUCAAUAACACCACUUCAUAUGAAUAUAGGGAACAAGACCACCAGGGUCCAGGACCGUCCACCAGCCGUCCCAUCUUAGGUCCCCUCUCCGGAUGCUGCUCUCCUCCCCGAGCUUUGUUGGAUGUAUUCUAUCAGGUGGAGACAUCAAGUUCCCUCAUGGUGCCACCUGGCCAGGACACGCAUUUAAGAACAUCACCCUCUGUCUUCAGGCACACCUCUCCAUCCCCCGUUAGAACUUCUCCCCCCUCACCAAACCUCACACCGUCCUCCUUUCCCGUCAGAGCAUCCACUUGCUCGUCACCAUUCAGGGUUAUUCCGUCUUCUCCCACCCCCUUAGCUAAUGAAGGCUUUGUUUCUCCAGACACCAUAUCUAGGAAUCCCCCAUGUUUCUCUGCUCCUCCGUCAUCUGUAAGGAGUUUCUCCAAAAGGGCUCUUCCUGCCUCCUCUCCGACGCCCUCCUCUGCUUUCAGUCACAGUUCAUUCAAAGGAGCAGGACCUAUACCGUCCUCUCCCCUCCGCUCUCCACCUUGCUCCUCUCCCGUUACAUCAUCCUCCACAUUCACAAGAUCCUUAGCUGCCUCCUGCAUCAGUCAAACUUUGGCAAAAAAGAACAAUGUCCGGCAUCAAGUCCAAAGCUCAUAUACACAAGGUCCUCCCUCCACACCAUCCUUACCAAAUUCUCAUCCGCACCGGUGCUCCCAGUCACCGCGGCUCUCUCACAGCCAGGACGUUUCCUCCACACCAGUUUAUUCCCAUUUGGAGUCUGCUAUCGAUGGGAAUCCAUGCUAUCCGCCAUCUUCCACCAGGUCCACUUGUCCUUCUCCAUCUUCUGCCCACUUGACUUUUCAAUCAAAUUCCCAAAACCCUUUUUCUUCUUCUUUAUCUACGAGGCAGAGUCACUGUCCGCCUCUGUCCAGCACCUCUGCUCGUCAUCAUCACUCCCCCAGCCACAACAUGGACUCAUCACAGAAUGCCAACAGCAGCAACAAAGUAAGCUUGCCUACAAGUGCUAACUGUGCUGUUAGCAAUGGAAGCUGCUCUGCCAGUCCACAGAAGGUGCCGUUAGCUAAUGUUAGCACCAGUUGCGCCACGGUACAAAAAAACAGUGAUCGUCUCUCCUUUGGGUCACACAACCGCAGAGCGCGACCGUUUUCUGCAUCCGAGCCAAACUCAAGAGUCCCAUCUCCAACUCCAGCUGUGAGCCCCCCUUCCUUUGCGCGCCUCUGCUCGCCUCCGCCCCAGCAUAAUUACGCUUCCGCCAUGGCAAACAAGCCUCCCGAACCCAGAGGCUCGUGGACUGCAGGGGCAAGUUCCCAUAAUCCAUUAGGUCUAACUCUGGAGAUUCUUGAGGCCUCCUCAGCAAGUCCUUCAUUUGGACCGGCUUCCUCAUGCGUGAGCCCUCAAAUCCUCUCGCCGCCUGCUAUCGGUGUGUCAGUUUGGACUUGUGAUGUCGCUGCACCGCAACCGAGAAAUCCACAAUUUACCUCCCCCUCUUGCUCCUUUUCUUCUUGUUCCAGUCAAACAACGCAAAAGAAAGCAAGCUUUUCCUCCUCCCCUUUUGCCCCACUCUACAGCCUAAGUGCUGGAUCCCCUUACGGACACCCCAAUAAGCCACACACCUUACGGAGGUCUCACUCCAGCCUGUCAGAGACCCACCCGAGCCCACUUCAGAGUGGACCUGAAGGACCAUGUUACUCUUGGGGCGAGAGUAGCCAGAGGUCUCUUGGCUUCACUGACACUUUUGACCAGCGAGGAUCUGGUCCGGUCAGCCCAAGGAGCGGAUGGUCCUCCAAUGACGGUUCACCAUCUUGCCUCAGCCCUCGAGGUGGACUUCAGUCUCCAGUCUCUCCCAGGAGGGUUGCCCCUAGGAGGAGUGACUUUGGCAGAGCACUUCUCUUCAGCAGUGAACCUUGGCUGGAUGGACAGGUGGUCUGUAACAACUAUAACGGACUCGAUGGCUUCUAUGCAGGUGGUACCACCACUGCUGUCACCUUGCCUUCUCCGCCAAACUCCCUCUCGCAAUCCCUCCGCUCCUCAAUGGCUGCAGAAUGGGGAGAUCCGGAGCUGGAACAGGGGAGCUGUCGGAGCCGACUGAUUUGCGCCUACGUUGGCGGACCGCCACCGGAACCAACCCUUUCCUCCUCCUGCGUGGUCCUAUCUCCCCCUCCAGUCGCACACCACCAAAUCUACCAGGCCCACUUGCAAUCACCUCCCCAGUCCCCCAACGUAGCACCUUCCAGAUCAUCACCGGCAGCCUUUGCCUGUCCGUCACUGAACAAAGUGUCUAAUCAGAAGACGAGCUACGCUACCACCGUCAACCUGCAGAUAGCUGGAAGUGGUCGAAUAACUUCCUUCAGCACCGCUCACGUGAAGCAUGAGCCAGACGCCGCCCGGUGGACCGGGAUGCAGAGAACUUCACAUGCCGAGACGAGUAAGCAUCAACGGACUGUCGCACACUUCUUCUGCGCUUCCUCAGAACUGCGGCAAGCUAUGAGUGAAGCCGUCAUAAAGAAAAGUAAUCUUUCUCCAAGGGCCACAUUGGAUUAUGUUCACGUUUUGAGGAAGAUGAUGUGGUGACUUCAGUUCAUGAUGACUUUUCAAGAUGCUUGUCAAUGUGGAAAACAUGUGAAUGAGAUGUCUUCAGAGAGUCAAAGAAAAAAGUACCGAAACUCUGGAUGUCAUUUGAGAUGUGAAGUUUUCACCACCUCCGUUUGAAGCCUUAGUGUAAAAAACUCGAACCAGUUAAGGUCCUCUGUCCGACAAAUGCUGUAAGCAAUCGCAUUUUAUUCCUGGACUAUCAUGAGUUGUAAUAUGAUUGUUAAUAUUUGUAUUCUUAAUUAAUAACCAUUUGUAGUCAUUGUAUUGUUUAUUUAUGAAUUAUUGUUGGCUCUUAGCAGCAGAUGAUUUGCACAGCGUGCUCAGAUCUUCGGCGUGUUUGUGCUGGAGAUGACGUGUCUGGAACAUUCGGACCAAUUCAGCAAAAAGAUGAUUACAAAUCCCUAGGAACUCCAAAGGGGAACGAAGGAACCCUCUGUAAUUCGGAGCAAAUCUGUGGGCAUUUGUCGACGUCUUGGUUAUCUUGAGGGCGGUAUUGCAAAGUCCCUUCUUGCGUGGCAUUCAUUUGGGUUCAGAGAGGUAAAGAGCAACAACAGAUGAGGAAUGUUUCAGAAACACUAAGAUGUUUGCUCCCAAAUGGACGUCCUCACUUUGUCGUUCACAAAAAUGCACAACAGCCAUAAAAAGUACAAUGGGACCUUGAGUUACCAUUUGAAUUGGUUCCAUGAUCGGGCUCGUCACUCAGGUUACUCGUCGAGUAAAUCAAAUCACAUUUAACCCAUUGAAAUGAUAUGCCACGAAUCCGUUUCGGACCCCGAAACACCACAAGUUUUUGGUCACGUUUUAAAAAUAGCACUGUAUUGUAUCACAAAAUAAAGAUGUAACGAUUCAUUCACUACAUAUAAUGUAUCCAUUUAUAUUCCCGCGAUCCCACUACAUUGGUCCGUGCUCGGCAAGUUGGCCUUCCGAACGAACUGUAUCGAUAUAAGAGAUAAUCAAUCGAUUGCAUCGAUACUAGGAAAUGAAAUCAUGUCAACUACUGGACGCUGUUUUCAAGCCUCACGUUGUGUUUCAAAGAGCACUUCUUUAGCACUCCCUGUAUUAUUCACACUAUUCCUAAAAGCUUUUGCUCGUGGAAACCUCACAGUGCUUCAUUUCUAGCCAUUACUAUUUGACCGUUUAGAACGGAUUCUCAAACUCUUUUGCUCCAGCCAGGGACCCCUUAGAGUGGACACAUUUUUCCAAGGACCCCCUCAAAGUUCUAACGCUAAUUGAACAUCUUCUUUCGGGGGGAAAACCGAACGAACCAGUAAAAUCAUGGCUGAAAUAAUAGGAAUAACAAGUUGCUGUCCCCCUUAGUUUUAUUGCAAAGCAAAACCAGUGCAUCAGGAAAAUCCUUACAUUUAAUGACCAUAAUGAAUUUGACCUGAUUACCUAACAAGAAACAACAGGACAAAUUUAGGAAAUUUCACCUGCACUGUCCAGUAUGCGAUUAUUUAUUUCAAGUCACACUGGAUACAUUUUCGACGAAAAGGUUACUGAAUCGACUUCAUGCCUCUGAAUUGUUUCGCAUCGUAUCGUUCCAAGUGAGCAAUUCAUCUCCUUGAAUCGAAUAGGCAACCACAAAUUGUGAUACAAAUCCAAUUGUUGUCAAAACAAAUACUUACACCCCUAACCCAUUCACUGCCAGUCCUCCAUAUUAACAUUUGAAUUCAACAGCCGUCAAUGGCAGCGAAUGAGCUCAUAGAAACAUAACAAAAAAAGUGUAAACAAUACAUUUACUCUACUGUAGUAUUUGUGUGUCGUAACCCAAAUUUGUCUUGCAACACGAAGCAAAAAAUUGGCUCGUACCAAAAGACUGCUAGGUUGAGACAUUGAUGAAGUCGAGGUACCAGUGUAGUACACGGUGUUCGUUUCCUUCGUUUCCCAAUCAUGACUGACAGGUGCUAAGGACCGUUUCGGUGGACUUUGAAGCUAAAGUCACACAAUCUUUUAAAUGAGAAAACUCGAUCAAUGUGAAGAUGGAGACAUCUGAACUUUGGUGUGUGUUGUUGUCCUAAAACGAGACAGCUGCGGAUUCGCAUCGACUUGCCCGAGCUGGCGCACACGCAAGGACAUGUUUCUGUGCGUGUGUUCGAUGUUUAACGUGUAGGGCGCUAACCAUAGCGAGAUUUGCCUUCUGAUUACACAAACCUUAAUGGGGGCUGAAACAGAUUUCAAAAAGGGAAAAGCCAACAAACAAAUAAAUUGUGCCAUGCAAAACCCAAACACAGUGGUGACUCCUCCUCUUCGUAAGCUACAACCUGGCGCGAGUCAUCUCUGGUUAGUGUACACGGGCCCUGUCAUUGAGUGUCGACCAGUUCGUGGUCUGUUUAC
Molecule: messenger RNA, 6871 nt
Organism: Phycodurus eques (leafy seadragon)
Lineage: Eukaryota; Metazoa; Chordata; Actinopteri; Syngnathiformes; Syngnathidae
Product: proline-rich protein 36-like
Exons: 5
Coding region: 23-4516 (1497 amino acids)
Source: RefSeq, a predicted model, not a curated record